CAAUCAAAAUCAGUCACAUAAAACGCUUUCAACACAAAAGGUCCAGCAACAGAGCUCUAGGAAUGACACGGAAUUCAGACAAAAUGAUUUUUCGCAAGACGUCAUAUUUGUUUUCACUAUUUUUGACCGUAAUCUACAUACAAGUGGCAAGCAGCGCGACAACGACAAAAACAGCCUCAGUUGUGUCGGCGAAUCAAAACGCUGAUGCAGACGCAGACGCAGACAUUUUACGCAAAUGCCUCCGAGAAGUGGGCAGCAAAGAUAUUGUUGGACAGUUACAGAAGGUUGCUCGCUAUUCCAAAUGGACAACGGAGGAAAUUCCCUGCUUUACACGAUGUCUCGCCGUUGAGAAAGGCUGGUUCGAUGCUGAGGAAAGCAAGUGGAAUAAAAAGAAGAUAGCUGAAGAUUUAGGUGCAGAUAUGUUCAAUUAUUGUCGUUAUGAGCUGGAUCGUUAUAAUGAGGAUGGCUGUGAGUUUGCAUACUCGGGAUUCCGUUGUUUGAAGCAGGCUGAACUUUACACUCUCGAAACCUACAGAAACAUUUUGGGUUGUGCCAACGAGCUGAAUGUCACCAUGGAGGAGCUACAAAAGUACGCCGCUUUUCCCUCCAAAGAAGUGGUACCCUGUCUCUUCCAAUGCCUAGCAAAAAAAAUGAAUUUCUACACGCCCACCUACGAGUGGAACUUCGACAACUGGGUCAAAGCAUUCGGUCCAAUGCGACAAAAUCGCAAAGCUUCCGAUGUAUGCAAGGUGAGCGCUGAGCAAAUGCAGAUCCGCGACAAGUGUGAAUGGAUGUAUGAGGAGUAUAAUUGUUUGGAACGAUUGAACUACAAUACAGACGGUUCAUACCCAUUGGAAACGACGACACUGAGUGCAGUGAUUGCGAGCAAAAAAACAAAAGAAGUGCAAGUUCAGCAGAAGACCGAAGAAGCGGACGCAAAUUCAUAAAAUAUUAUAUUAUUAUAGAUUCACAUAUACCUGAAUACACAUAAUAUACAUUAAUUUCUAAACAAUACUGCAGUUCUUUUGCAGUCUACCACAUUUUA
Rhagoletis pomonella (apple maggot) is the source of this 1045-nucleotide messenger RNA. RefSeq lists its product as uncharacterized. Lineage: Eukaryota; Metazoa; Arthropoda; Insecta; Diptera; Tephritidae. Gene Ontology annotation, molecular function: odorant binding. Gene Ontology annotation, biological process: sensory perception of smell. The transcript has 3 exons. Bases 63 to 947 code for a protein of 294 amino acids. The record is from RefSeq and is a predicted model, not a curated record.